AUGGUGCUACGUGCUACGGUCUGUGCUGUAUUUCUGCUUGCAGAGAUUUUACAUAGCUUCCAGGUCUAUCAUGACCUUUUAGUUUCGGGUGAAAAUGUCACAGAAAUCCCGGAGGAUGCGUCAGUCAAUAGCACGGUGGUGCGGCUGAGAGAUUCUCUUGUUGCCGCCAGCCGGGUUAGUUCUGCAGACGACGACAACGGGACGUGUUGGUCAGCCAACAUCACCACGGGGGACGAUUGGGGACGGUUCGGGGUUCGCGCUGAGGACUGGGCGGUGGUCGUAGCGGCUCCGCUGGACUACAGGUUACAAUCGCGGUACAACCUUACCGUGGAGCUGACAAACACCGGGAACAGGAACGUCUUGUAUGUGACCCUCGUUAUCUUAAUCAUAGACGUGUCUGGAUACCCGCCAUUCUAUAACAAACAGUGUGAAACGCCAGUCCUUUUCGAUAAAGAAAGGAACGGGCAAUAUACUGUAUUCAGUAGCGAGGGAUUUUAUACUACCAUUGAUGGAGAAAUAGUUGCGUCUUACGACGACUAUCUUCAGUACCCUGCACCAAGAGACAACACCGCUAACUUGGACUUAAAAGGAGAUUGUUCUGCAAAGUUUGUCAUCAGUUUAAGCAGGUUAAGUGGAGACUACGUCAUAUUCUCCUCCGUGCUCCAUUCUCCUCCUCAUAGAGGUAGAGUCGAAUUCGUAUGUCGUGACCGAAAGGGGAAGAGUAAAGGAGGGAUUACUUUGUUGGACACUACUCUCGAUAACGACUUGCCUCAGUGGGUAGAUAGUGGAAAAUUCAAGAUAGACCGCUAUUUCUUUGCUUUCGAGUUGAAUGAGAUACGGUCCACGUUACCAUACUGGUUUCGAUGUAGCUCAAACGCCACGUUCGUCGGAGGGAUAGUUCUGAUAGAGUUUACAUUUCAGUACAACGUAACAGGAUGUCCUGAGGGGUGGUACGGUGUGUACUGUGACAAGAACUGUGUUUGUAAGAGCGGGGCCCGGUGCCAUGGCUUUAACGGUGCCUGUAAGUGCCGUCCGGGCUGGAGAGGGAGGGCCUGUGAUGUUCCCUGGCCCGAGGUUGCUAUUUCAGAGACAUCUGGCGAUUCAGACGUGAAGUACAUCUUUACCAAUUUGACCUUGACCUGCCUUGCUCCGCACAUACAAGUAGCAAAUAUGACCUGGGCUUAUCAACCAGAAAACACACAUAACUACACAAAAACCAUCAAUAAUAAGACAGUCCAGAACAGUUCUAUCAGCUUUCAGCCGAUCCUAGAAUCAGCUAAUGGCAAAUAUAUUUGUAUGGUCCAAGCUAGAGAUGGUCGACAUUUCAAUGCGACUUUUAUACUUAACGCCACCGAAUGCCGACCCAACUACCAUGGGGAAGUUUGCAGCCAGGUGUGUGACUGUGAGUACGGAGGGACGUGUGACAGGUGGGAGGGGUGUCUGUGUCCUGCCGGCCGUCGCGGAGACAGGUGUCAGCACGAGUGCGCCCCUGGCACGUUCGGAAGGAACUGCAGCAUGAGGUGUUACUGCGAAAACAACGCCUUGUGUGAUCCAGUCAAUGGCAGCUGUAUUUGUGCUGAAGGACAGUCGGGUGAGUUUUGUCAGAACGUCUUCCUUCCUAAGAAGACCCAAGUUGUUGUUGUAGUGUUGGCGUCCGUUAUUCCAACCAUUGUUAUAAUCGGUUGCAUUUUAGUUGGAGUCCUGGUUAAACGGGUUAGCCGACGCAAAAGAGGACCGGAACAGCCAACAGGGAAUUUAGAAAUGACGUCCGUCAUUGAAACCCUUUCGUCAUGGGAAGUAGAUAAAGAGGACGUUCACUUGGAGCACAUGAUCGGGGAGGGAGAGUUCGGCCAUGUCGUACGGGCAAGACUUCACGUGUCGGAAUUAGGCUACGAGGUUUUGGUCGCCGCUAAAAGUAUCCGGCCCGACCGCAUCACAGCGUCUGCUCUCCGCGACUUUCGCCGAGAAAUGCACAUACUCGCGAGAAUCCACGAGGACAAAGAGGGACACCCGAACGUGGUGAAGCUUUAUGGAGUUUUGACUAAGUCGGAGCCUCAGUACAUCCUGGUAGAGUACGCGAGCAAUGAAGAACUACGCCGGUACCUGUGGACUUUGCGUGAACAGUGCAAGAUCACGGGGGAUAGGAAACUGUUAGAGCGUCUCGGUUUCGCUUCUGAUGUGGCCUGUGGGUUAGCGGAGCUGGCACGUCUGAAGAUCGUCCACCGGGACAUCGCGGCUCGUAACGUCGUCAUCAGCGACAGGAAGGUAGCUAAGAUCGCGGAUUUCGGACUGGCGCGUGACGUCUACAUGUCGUCGGCGUACGAACGCACCGAGCAGGGCGGGGAGGAGGAGCUGUUGCCGCUGAAGUGGAUGGCCGUGGAGUCGUUACGGGACGGGGUGUACACGUGUGAGAGUGACGUGUGGUCGUACGGCGUGUUGCUGUGGGAGAUCGCCAGUUUUGGGGAGGAGCCGCGCUACGCUGGCGGUCCCAUGCACCCGGACGUCUGCACACUGUUGGAGCUGCUGAGGAAAGGCGUCCGUCUGCAGCAGCCGCAGAACUGUCCGCUGCCGGUGUACCGCAUCAUCAGGUCAUGUUGGGUAUUUAAUCCAUCAAGGCGACCAACGGCGGACGAGCUAUUACAGCAGAUUAACCUGCUGAGGCCAAAUAGACAUGCUGCACACCCGGAGAAUCACAACAUUCAAUAAUGCCCCAUUCCCACUAGGGCCUUGCUGAUAUGAAACUACCCGAACCGCGAUUCGGGUAACUCGCAUUCCUCACAUCUGGACC
Branchiostoma belcheri (Belcher's lancelet) is the source of this 2788-nucleotide messenger RNA. RefSeq lists its product as uncharacterized. Gene Ontology annotation, biological process: positive regulation of kinase activity; multicellular organism development; protein phosphorylation. The record is from RefSeq and is a predicted model, not a curated record. The transcript has a single exon. The coding region runs from base 1 to 2706 and encodes 901 amino acids. Lineage: Eukaryota; Metazoa; Chordata; Leptocardii; Amphioxiformes; Branchiostomatidae. Gene Ontology annotation, cellular component: membrane; signaling receptor complex. Gene Ontology annotation, molecular function: transmembrane receptor protein tyrosine kinase activity; ATP binding; calcium ion binding.